This is a messenger RNA of Podarcis muralis (Common wall lizard), 2195 nucleotides long. NCBI's taxonomy places the organism in Eukaryota, Metazoa, Chordata, Lepidosauria, Squamata, Lacertidae. The record is from RefSeq and is a predicted model, not a curated record.
CAAGGUAAGUGUGGAUAAGCCCAUAAUCUGUAUGGGUAAAGGAUCUGAAGUCUGUAGCUGCAGCUGCUUGAGUCACUGCAAAAGAGGGAUAUCCAAAGGGAAGUACAGCAGCUGACAUUAUCAAGGACUGUUCCGUCACCAACAGUGCCGUGUUGCAUGUUCACAACUUGGACAUGUGUUCUGUAUCAGUAGCUGAUUGAGCAGGAAGUACAGGUACCACAGCUUUUCCCUCCCUCCAGAUCCUUUCCCAAUCCAGUCAUCUGACUUCUUCCCCAACUGCUGUGAUGCACACUUCGAUUCCUGCUCCACCAGAGCAGAUCAGGAAGGAGAAGCAGAUGGAACCUGCAGGCCAGAUUUGGGCCCAGAGACGUCCGAUGCCCACAGGAAGUUUUAACUAAGAAAUAAACUUGUCAGACUCCAGCUGAAUGAAACUGGCAAACCGCAAGCCUGGUUGUGUAACUUUCCAUAAUUGCACAGGCCAACUCUUUUCUGAACCUUGAGGAACUGCCAAUUCCUUAUUUAAAGAGUGUUGCGCCGGCAGCUAACAAGGGCUCGGAAAGAUGGAAGAUGAAGAUGGAUAUAUGCAAAUAGAUCCAAAAAGCCAGCAGAAGCGCUCCGCACCACUUCCCAAGUGCACCAAAGGUUCUUCCUCGAAUGUCUGGUGGAAAGUCGCUUUCAGCAUUGCUCUGGCAGGGAAUGUUGCUCUGGUCCUUGUUCUUAUUUUCCUUAGUCUUCCAAGUAAGAAGAUUCCACGUAAGACUUUCAGCAAACCUCCACACAACCAGAUCCGAAGUUGCCUGAAAAGAUGUGUCCCUUGCAGCUCGGAUAAGAUGCGCACAACAGCAAAUCUGACUCUGGAUCCAAGCACAGCUCAUCCCCAGCUCUACGUAUCAGAAGAUCUGAAGAGUGUGAAAUGGAGAGGCAUGAAGCAAAAUGUGUCUGCUGGUCCCUUGAGAUAUGACGUGAUGGCGAGCGUCCUAAGCCACCAGGGCAUCAACUCGGGGAAAUUUUGCUGGGAAGUGGAAGUGGUGGAAGGGGGCGGUUGGUGGGGUGUGGGAAUUGUGAGGGAGGAUGCAAACAGAAAUGGGGCAAUUCACCUUGCACCAGAGGGAGGGUACUGGGCGGUACAGCGUAUUGAUGGGCAGUACCAGUCAAUUACUGACAAUCCUAGGACAAAUUUGUCCUUAUGCCAUCACCCAAGUAGGAUCCGGGUUGCCUUGGACUACUCGGAGGGCCUGGUAGCAUUUUUUGACGGUGAUACUGAUGCCCAUCUCUUUACCUUUCCGAAAGCAAAAUUCUCUGGGGAAAAGGUCCAUGCCUGGUUCUUGAUUUAUGGGUGGAAUGGGGAGCUCACAAUCCAUCCAUGAGAGAAAGGAGCACCCCAAUGCUGUUCUUCUGGGGUCUGAAACCAGACUCUAUAGCUCUGGAAGGCUCUCAUACAAGAAUAUACUUUAUGGCCCAGCCACUCAACCACAGACUCAUAAAUACUAAGGAGGUAUCACUCAUGGCACGGCUACUUAACAUAUCUUGUCUACUAGACCCACACAGAGAAUGUGCUAUUUGAAGUUCUAUUUGACAUUCUGAAUAAAUGCCUGGAUUUUAUCCCAACAUGCAGUUGCAUAGGAAUACUGGCCAAGCUGCAAAAUGUUUGAGCUACUUGAUGACUUUGAAAGCCAUCUAGGCCCCAGAAGCUAGGCUUACUCAUGUCCAGUGCCAACACCAGGCCUCCACAGUGUUCGCAACCUGCCAGGUAUACUUAGUGACCUGCUAAGUGCUUGUUCCAAACAGGGAGCAGGAAGUUUAUGAAGGCUCUAGUGGGCUUCCAUACAUGACUAGCAAAUGAUGCUCCAUCUAGAUCAGGGGUGGUGUGCCUGUAGCCCCUCAUAAGGUGUUGGGCUCCAAGUCCUAUCAGUCUAUGGAGGACAGGCUUCUAUUUGAAGACGUCCCCUCUUUGAAGGGCUGUCUGUUCCAAGGAGAAAGAGCCCUAAGAAGGAAGAGGAGCAGGGGCCAUGAAAUAGCCUAUCAACAGAGUCCUCACCUGCACAGCACAUUGAGCAGGGACAUAGAUCACCUGCUCCCAGUCUUCCCCACUAGGGCAAGGUGUAAUGCUUCUCAAUUUAAUAGGGGAGCAGGUAGCACUGUGGUCUAAACCACUGAGCCUCUUUGGCUUCCUGAUCAGAAGGCUGGUGGUUCAA